Stegodyphus dumicola is the source of this 580-nucleotide messenger RNA. RefSeq names its product vacuolar protein sorting 39 (gene Vps39). Gene Ontology annotation, cellular component: membrane; cytoplasm. The record is from RefSeq and is a predicted model, not a curated record. NCBI's taxonomy places the organism in Eukaryota, Metazoa, Arthropoda, Arachnida, Araneae, Eresidae. Gene Ontology annotation, biological process: autophagy; endosomal vesicle fusion; vesicle-mediated transport.
UAUUUGAUUGACGGACACAAACUAAAAGGGAGCUUUCGCGCCUUGAAGCUCUAAAUAUAAUCGUAGUAGCUCUUUGAAGAUUACUUUGUAACAUCAUGCACAGAACUUUGGCACAUGCCAAACUCCAAGGUCCGUAGAACCUUCUACGGACCUUGGCCAAACUCGGCUUAUUCAUGCAUGCCUCACAAUGGUUUUAUAAGUGAUUAUUCCGUAUUUAUUUACUUCAACUUUAACUUAAACAUCUGAUUUGCUUUCAAAAUAAGGAAUGGGAAGAUACUCGGUAGUCAGAUGAGAUUGACAAAUUGUUUUGAAAGCUUCAGAUUUAAAGUACUGUUUUCUAAAUUUCAUCAUGCACGAAGCGUACGAAGUUAUGCCUAUUGUUCAAAAAUUGCCUCCUGGAUUGUCAAUAGAGACAAUUUCUGCUUACGAUGACUACUUGCUUGUGGGAACAAAAUCUGGAACUCUACUAUUUUAUCAAUUAGUACCAGCUGCAAAAGGUGGAGCAAAACCAGGUUCUAUUCAGUAUGAGGUUAAAUUUCUAAAAUCUAACAAGGCUUUUGCCAAAAAAGCUAUUACACAG